CCGAAUCGCUGUUAUCUAAGCAGGUUAAACCUUUCAAGGCUGCGUUGGGGCUACAUAAGGAGAUUUGCUAAAGCUUGAUUUUCAGUGAACCUCUCAACUCGACACCAUGAAGACCCUCCACACUGUCUUCCUGCUUGUUUUUGGCAUUACUGUUGCCCAGGCUCUUGACUACAAGGCGCUGUGGCAGUUCAGGUCUAUGAUCAUCUGCGUCAAGCCCAAUAGCUGGCCAGCCCUAGACUACGCAGAUUAUGGCUGCUACUGUGGUUAUGGUGGGUCAGGGACCCCGGUGGAUGAGCUGGACAGAUGCUGUCAGGUACAUGACAAGUGCUACAGUGAUGCCAUGCAACAUGAAGCAUGCUGGCCAAUCAUAGACAAUCCGUACACUGAGAUCUAUGCCUAUAGCUGUGAUAAAGACACUAAGACUAUCACCUGCAAGAGCAACAACAAUGAAUGCGAGAUGUUCAUCUGCGAGUGCGACCGGAAGGCUGCCGAGUGCUUUGCUGUGUCUCAGUACCAUGAAGAUAACAAGAAUGUGUCCAGUGAUCGCUGCAAAUAAUUUAUAAAUGACGUACACACUAUACCACCAUACCGUAGAGCUAGCUAGUAUUUGCAUUAAACAGUUAGCCAUUAUAUGAUGAGUAUGACAUAAAAAAACUGUCUCAGUAAUUAUUUUAUGUCCACUCAAGCAAUAAACAGCUUAUGAUAAAAAGCA
Messenger RNA from Hemibagrus wyckioides, 712 nucleotides. Its product is annotated as phospholipase A2, minor isoenzyme-like. Bases 107 to 556 code for a protein of 149 amino acids. Gene Ontology annotation, biological process: arachidonate secretion; lipid catabolic process; phospholipid metabolic process. The transcript is spliced from 4 exons. Lineage: Eukaryota; Metazoa; Chordata; Actinopteri; Siluriformes; Bagridae. The record is from RefSeq and is a predicted model, not a curated record. Gene Ontology annotation, molecular function: calcium ion binding; phospholipid binding.